Molecule: messenger RNA, 1087 nt
Organism: Triplophysa rosa
Lineage: Eukaryota; Metazoa; Chordata; Actinopteri; Cypriniformes; Nemacheilidae
Gene: ube2d1a
Product: ubiquitin-conjugating enzyme E2D 1a
Exons: 7
Coding region: 2-508 (168 amino acids)
Biological process (GO): protein polyubiquitination; ubiquitin-dependent protein catabolic process
Cellular component (GO): nucleus
Molecular function (GO): ubiquitin conjugating enzyme activity
Source: RefSeq, a predicted model, not a curated record
CAUGUCAGCAGCGUCAUUGCUGUUGCCUUCACAUAAUCAGGCAGAAAAGAGAAGCGCAGAUCUGAUGGCUUUGAAAAGAAUCCAGAAGGAGCUACAGGACUUGCAACGGGAUCCACCCUCGCAAUGCUCAGCUGGACCACUUGGAGAAGACUUGUUUCACUGGCAGGCAACAAUAAUGGGUCCAGGUGAUAGUCCAUAUCAAGGAGGGGUUUUCUUCCUCACAAUACAUUUCCCAACAGAUUAUCCCUUCAAACCACCAAAGGUUGCCUUCACAACAAAAAUCUACCACCCAAAUAUUAACAGUAAUGGAAGCAUCUGUCUGGAUAUUCUCAGAUCCCAGUGGUCACCUGCCCUCACUGUAUCCAAAGUUUUAUUGUCCAUAUGCUCACUUCUUUGUGACCCAAAUCCAGAUGACCCCUUAGUUCCAGAUAUCGCACACAUCUACAAAUCAGACAAAGAUAAGUAUAACAGAAUGGCAAGAGAAUGGACUCAGAAGUAUGCAAUGUAACUGGAUGGCAAGAUUUUGAAAUUGUUGCACAUGGACAAUAUUACUGCACACAACUCUUUGACACCUGAAAAGAGACUGAAGAAGUUUACCAACAGAAGAACCUCUUGCACGCACACACACACGAAUACACUUAUAUACAAUUUAAGAUCUUUGUUCGGGAGGCCAAGUUUUCCUGUUCACGGUGGCGUCCUGGAAAAAGCUACCUGUCAGUUAACCCAUAACAAAACGUUAUUUUAUUUUCCGAUGGAUUAGUUACUUUUUAGUAAAUUUUAUUGUAUAGAAAUAAUAAACAUUACUUAAUCCUUUUUAUUGUUUUUGCAUUAAAAGAUGCUAUGAAAAUGUUUUGCAUGUUUAUUUUAAUGGGGUUGUUAGCAAAUUCUCUUGUGUGUUUAUGAGAUUGAGAGGUUCGUGAGAGUUUGUACAUUUGUAGUCUUGGAAUUGGUUUUCAUUCUUGGUGAACUCAUAUUGCACACGCAUUACUGUUAAAAUCUAUAAAAACACAUGUGGGCCUGGUUCCACAGACAAGGCUUAGUUUAAACCAUGCUUUGUAAAACUAGGAGAUUAAAGUCCCUUUUAUAA